AACUAAUUAUGUUUAACUCAAUUGAUAUUUUAGCUAUUUUUAGGGUUAUGAAAUUUUGAAUUUAAAUUCAAGUAAAAGCUAAUUACUUAGGGUGGACCAAUGAGCAUAUAUUUGAAUUGCAAUUUUUUUUAAAAUUUAUCUUUUUAAAUUUUGUUAAAUAUAUAAAUUUAAGAUAUAAAUAUAUAAAAAUAUACCCAAAAUUUAGUUGGAAAUUAGUUGAUAUCAUUAAACUCCUUCACGAUUAAACCAAAAAGACAUAAAGGCCCCACGAUUAAUGGGAAGACAAACGUGCUAGUAACCAAGUACAAAAAUCAAGUCUAAUCAAACCGUCUUUUCAGUUACAUAAAUGUAUAGUUAGAGAAAAAGAAAAUAACUUUGGACAUUAUCGUUAAUUAGUUAUCAUAAUCAUGCAUUAGCUCCCUAACGACCCAAAAGAAAGAAAAGGACAGCAAGAAAACAAAAAGAAAAAAAGAAAAAAAAAAAGAAUAGAAAAAGAAGAACGACAUUAAACAUAUAAAAAAAGAAAACAUAGACAGAGACACAGACAAAACCCAGAUCCUUGGAUUGGAUCCUCUAACAAACCUUAACACUAACAAACAACCUUCACCAAACAUCAAAUCUCUGUCCAUUUCUUUGUCAUAUUUUUGUUUUUGUACGUGUGUAUGUGUGUGUGUGUGUGUGUGACCAUCAACCCGUGUUGAUUGAAAGCUAAGUUUCUGUGGUACAGAGGAACAAAGUGUGCAUACGAAGACAAUGACAAUGACAAUUCCCAUAAUGGGUAUCUUAAGAACCCAGCAAAAUUCGUGCUUUUCUUGUCUUUCUUGAACCCCGCAUUUCUCUAUAUGAGCUGAUUUUUUUGAGAAAGAUGGUGCAAUGUGGGUUCAAUUGGUGCAUUUCUAGGGUAUAAUUGUCUGGAGUCUUGUUUGGAUCUCCUUCAAGAUGGCUCUCUUUAGGAAGUUCUUCUACCGAAAACCACCUGAUGGGCUGCUGGAAAUUUCUGAAAGGGUUUAUGUCUUUGAUUGCUGCUUUACUACGGAGAUUUUGGAUGACGAUGAAUAUAAAAUCUACAUUGGAGGCAUAGUGAGUCAACUUCGUGAUCAAUUCCCAGAUUCUUCAUUCAUGGUGUUUAACUUUCGGGAGGGAGAGCACCAAAGCCUGAUUGGCAGCAUAUUAUCUGAGUAUGAUAUGACUGUAAUGGACUAUCCUCGCCACUAUGAAGGUUGCCCUUUGCUCACAAUGGAGAUGAUCCACCACUUUCUCAGAUCAAGUGAGAGCUGGCUGUCACUUCUGAAACAAAAUGUACUCUUGAUGCAUUGUGAACGAGGUGGAUGGCCAGUUUUGGCAUUCAUGCUUGCUUCUCUCUUGAUAUAUAGGAAGCAGUUCAGUGGGGAGCAGAAAACAUUAGACAUGAUUUACAAACAAGCACCACGAGAGCUUUUGCAGCUGAUGUCACCCCUCAAUCCGUUGCCUUCUCAAUUGAGGUACUUGCAGUAUGUAUCAAGAAGGAAUGUGGGCUCACAGUGGCCUCCACUGGAUAGGGCACUUACACUGGACUGUGUUAUUCUUAGAGUUAUUCCCAAUAUGGAUGGAGAGGGAGGUUGCCGUCCAAUAUUUAGGAUUUAUGGUCAGGACCCCUUAAUGGCUGCUGAUCGGACUCCCAAAGUUCUUUUCUCAACACCAAAAAGGAGCAAACUUGUUCGACAUUACAAGCAGGCAGUUAGCGAUUUAAUUAAACUAGACAUCCAUUGUCAUGUUCAAGGUGAUGUUGUGAUGGAGUGUAUUCAUGUGGAGAGUGAUUUGGAAAGGGAACAGAUGAUCUUCCGUGUCAUGUUCAAUACAGCCUUUAUUAGAUCAAAUAUCUUGAUGCUUAACAGUGAGGAAAUCGACAUGCUAUGGAAUGUUAAAGAUCAAUUUCCAAAGGACUUCAGAGCAGAGGUUCUGUUUUCAGAGAUGCAUUCUACUUCAUCUCUUGCUACAGUUGAUUUGCUCGGUUUGGAGGAGAAAGGCGGUCUUCCUGAGGAUGCAUUUGCUAAAGUUCAAGAGUUUUUCAGCAACGUGGACUUGCUAGAACCAGAAUCUGAUCUGACACUAAAUCUUCUCCAACAAUUCAGUAGACUUCAAGAAAAUUUGGAAAUUGAUUCUUCUCAGAGAGUAGAAAUAGACCGUGUUAUGCCAGAGUCAACUAUUGAAAAAGUUCAAGGAAAAUCAAAUCAGAAGGAGUCAAAAUAUAAUUUUAUUCUCUCUAUUAAAUCACCUUCUGAUGCAAGUUCAACUAGGGAGAAGUCUGAAUCCCAGGAACUGAUGAUUGCUUCCCAAUCAAUGCCUUCCCCUAAACCAUCUCCAGAUGUAAAUAUCAUCCAGAAGAGGGUUGAGUCCUCUCAAGAACUACAUGUUUCUCUCCAACGGUCAGCUCAAUCUAAGAUCAUAUCCCCAAGAGUGCAAAAGACUUUGCGAUCCUCACCAUAUAGCACAUCCUCAGCCAUUGGCAUCUCAGCUUUGUUGCAUGAUGAUGGUGCAUCUAAUGGUGAGGAAAUCACCCGUCAAGUGACAAUAACAUCCUCAGCAAUUUCAUCUCCUGUCACAAAUGUACAUAAACCCAUGCAGCUUAGUCAUGUGUCUAAUGUAAGACUGCCACCGUCACCACCCCCGCUGCCCCCAUCACCAUCUUCUACCUCAUUACAAUGUCUAAAAGAAGCUCUUACAACUUCGGUACAGUUUUGUGCUACUAAUUCUCCUCCUCAACGAACUUCAAAAGCAACAUAUUCUUCAGCUAAUGAUUCUCCUGAGGAAUUGUCAGAGACAGGUCUGUCAUUACUGAGGAGUGCGCGUCCACCUAGACUAACUUCUUCUCCUGGGUCAUCUUCUUCUCUUGCAAGUGGCAGUUCUUCAACUCUCCCUCCUCCUCCUCCACCUCCUUCCUUCUCAGGGGAAUCCUCAUUACCAGCUGUUGAAAAAUCAAUCUCAACUCCUCUUCUUCCACCCCUUUCUUUUCCCAGAACAUCUCCAUCCUUCGCUAUCAAGCCGCCACCGGCACCUCCUCUACCAGGGGUUCUCUCAAUAGCACCCUCCUCAGUUUCUUCUCAGCAGCAUAUAAAUAACUCGGAAGUUAUUUCUAAACCUUCUCCACCACCUCCUCCUCCUUUGUGUUCUCAAUCUCUAUUGGGGCCUGCUGGUGUCACUUUAGUGCCAUCACCACCCCCUCCUCCUACUUCUACAGUUAGUGUUGCUUCAGUGUCACCACCCCCUCCUCUUCCUAGUUCUGCUCCAACGGAUUCCUCUGCACAUAUUCCUCCUGUGCCACCGCCACCUGCUCCUUGUGCCAAAGGAUUAUCAAAACCCGGUGGUACCUCUUCACCAUCACAUAAUGGAGUUGUCAAUGGAAAUGUGCCUCCAGUUCCUGGACCACCUUCUGGUGCUCUGUUCAGUGCAAAGGGACGAGGCUUAUCACGUUCAAGUCCAAGAAAUCAGGCUCAACCUAGAAAAGCCAACUUGAAGCCCUACCAUUGGUUAAAAAUAACUAGAGCCAUGCAGGGAAGUCUAUGGGCUGAGGCACAGAAAUCUGAUGAAGCUUCCAAGUUUGUCUGUGCUAGGACUCCAGAAUUUGACAUGUCAGAACUCGAGAGUCUUUUCUCAGCUGCUGCUCCAAAUACUGGUCAUGGAAGCACUGGAGAAAAGUCAUCUCGCCGCACCUUGGGAUCUAAAUCUGAUAAAGUGCAACUGAUUGAGCUUAGACGAGCAUAUAACUGUGAGAUCAUGCUUUCGAAGGUUAAAAUUCCUCUGUCUGAUCUAAUGAGUGCAAUCCUUGCCAUGGAUGAUUCAGUUCUAGAUGUUGAUCAGGUUGAUAAUCUUAUAAAGUUCUGUCCAACUAAAGAAGAGAUGGAAUUGCUCAAGGGUUAUAGCGGAGAUAAGGAUAACCUAGGGAAGUGUGAACAGUUUUUCUUAGAAUUGAUGAAAGUACCACGAGUAGAGUCGAAGCUAAGGGUUUUCUCAUUCAAACUACAAUUCCAUCCCCAGGUUUCUGACCUAAGAAGGAACUUAAAUGUUGUAAAUUCAGCUGCUGAAGAGGUCAGGAGUUCACGCAAGUUGAAAAGGAUCAUGCAAACUAUUCUUUCCCUGGGUAAUGCUUUGAACCAUGGAACUGCAAGAGGUUCUGCAGUUGGAUUUCGAUUGGAUAGUCUCCUCAAACUCACAGAUACACGAGCUAUAAAUAACAAGAUGACUCUCAUGCAUUAUCUCUGUAAGGUACUUGCUGAAAAGCUUCCAGAACUGCUGGAUUUUCAGAAGGACCUCAUGAGUUUGGAGGCUGCGACAAAAAUACAAUUGAAAUAUUUGGCAGAAGAAAUGCAAGCCAUUAGCAAAGGGCUGGAGAAAGUUUUGCAGGAAUUAACUGCCUCAGAGAAUGAUGGCCAUGUGUCUGAAUACUUUUGCAAGAGCCUAAAGGUAUUCCUUAGUUCCGCAGAAAGUGAAGUAAGGUCAUUGGCUUCCCUCUAUUCCACUGUGGGCAGAAAUGCAGAUGCAUUGGCCCUUUAUUUUGGAGAAGAUCCUGCACGUUGCCCAUUUGAGCAAGUUGUGUCUACUCUGCUAAAUUUUGUGAAGAUGUUUAUCCGAGCACAUGAUGAAAAUUGCAAGCAGCUUGAACUUGUAAGGAAAAGAGCGGAGAAGGAAGCAGAAAAUGAAAAGUUGAAGAUGGAUGCUUCCAAGAAGGAGUCUGUAAACUUGAUACAGACUCCUAUCAAGAGUGGGAUUAUCAAAUGAUCAAGCUGUACUAUCUAUAUAAGCCAUAGUCUACCAAUCAAAACAGAAGUGGUACUCAUGUAGAUAAUCUUUGUUGUAUUAAUGGAUCAAAAUGCAUUGCAAGGAGCAAAGACAGUUUAUAGAGGCAAUGCUACGGAAAAAAAAAAAAAAAGCAUUUACCUUGCAGGAGCAAUAAGCAGUGAAGGAAACAAAAAUGGGUACUGCAAGGACAAAUGCUCAUCUUGAGCAGUAAGACAAAUGCUACUGUUUGUAAUAUAUAAUUUACCGAUGCCAUAGUUUACAUCUGUCUAUUGCUUUUGGUGCAGAGAUGGCUGCACCAAGCAGUCCAGUUCUGCUAUACUUGGUUCCUCGUAACUUAUACAGUAGUAGCCACAUUUUUUGUUAACAUUAUCAGUUCUGUAUAUUUUGAGUUGUUAGUGAUGUAAAUGUUGUUUACAUGUAGUAUAUUUGUACGAAUAUGAGCAACUUAAUUUCCUUGUAACAAAAUGGAGAGUGAUUCAAUGGAUUCAUUGCUUAGAAGCUAUGAACAUUCAUAUAAUCUGCUUCUUUUAA
Ricinus communis (castor bean) is the source of this 5307-nucleotide messenger RNA. RefSeq names its product formin-like protein 18. Lineage: Eukaryota; Viridiplantae; Streptophyta; Magnoliopsida; Malpighiales; Euphorbiaceae. The record is from RefSeq and is a predicted model, not a curated record. The transcript is spliced from 17 exons. Bases 940 to 4755 code for a protein of 1271 amino acids.